AGACUUAACACUUGAUCAAGAGUAGUCGUUAUACCACCGGUUACUUAUCUCCUUUUAGUUCAACUUGGUGAUUUGUCUUGGUAAGAAGUGUAACUUCUUUAACUUAUAAAGAAGUUGUAACUUUGUUAAAUUGGAUUUGUCAUUCGAUAAAAUGAAGUAUCAAUUUCUGAUAGUAUUAAUUAUUGGGGCAUUAAUUUUCGAUGAAGUUUCAGCAGAGAAGCAUAAACAUAAUAAAUUAAAGCAUAAAAAAUACCAUCCACAUGAAAAAAAACUACAAGAAGAUGAACAAAAAUGGCACGAUGCCGAUUUAAUACAUUUAAAUGAGCAUGCAUUAAAAGAAGCAGAAUUAUCCGAAGCUGAACAUUAUGAACAACAAAUAAAUGAUAAUGCAUUUUAUCAAUUUGAUCCGUGUGCGAAUGUAAAAUGUAGUGCUGGACAAGUCUGUGAUAUUAAUGAGGAAAAUAAACCACAUUGUGUAUGUGUGCCAGUAUGUCCUGAAGAGGAUGAUCCACGUCGUAAAGUUUGUACAAAUUACAAUGAAACGAUGGGUUCUGAUUGUGCAGUACAUCAACAACGUUGUUAUUGUAACACCGGUGAUGAACGUUGUGUCAGCGAUGAUUAUAAACACGUUCAUAUUGUUUAUUACGGAGAAUGUCGUGAAAUGCCUGAAUGUACCGCUGAUGAAAUGGCAGAUUUUCCAAGGCGUAUGCGUGAUUGGUUAUUUAACAUUAUGAUUGAUUUAGCUGAACGUAAAGAGUUAAAUCGCCACUACUUAAAAAUGAAACGUGAAGCUGAAACAAAUCAUACUCGUAAAUGGGCAAAUGCUGCUAUUUGGAAAUGGUGUGAUUUGGAUCGUGAUGGAGACAAAGCCGUUUCACGCCAUGAAUUAUUCCCAAUACGUGCACCCUUACUUAGCUUAGAGCACUGUAUUGCACCAUUUUUGGAUAAUUGUGAUAAUGACAACAAUCAUAGAAUAACAUUGGAUGAAUGGGGAAAAUGUUUACAACUUGAAGCAGGAGAUUUGGAGGAAAGAUGUAAAAACUUCAACAAUGAUCCUGACGAAGACGAUGAUGACUAGAUAAUAAUUCAUUAAUUAUAAUAAAUGUAAUUUCUAAAAAUAUGUAUAAGAUUUUUAAGUAUGCCGAAUGAAUGGUGCUAAUUAACGGCUAAAAUAAUAAUUACAAUGCUAACACUGCCAAAUUUAUAAUUGUAAA
Chrysoperla carnea is the source of this 1214-nucleotide messenger RNA. It is a transcript of the gene SPARC, whose product is annotated as SPARC. Gene Ontology annotation, biological process: anatomical structure development. The record is from RefSeq and is a predicted model, not a curated record. Gene Ontology annotation, molecular function: collagen binding; protein binding; extracellular matrix binding. Bases 152 to 1078 code for a protein of 308 amino acids. NCBI's taxonomy places the organism in Eukaryota, Metazoa, Arthropoda, Insecta, Neuroptera, Chrysopidae. The transcript is spliced from 6 exons.